AAAGUCUAUCUCAUCACUGGGUGCUCCUCAGGCCUCGGUUACGAAAUAGCCAUCACGGCCCUCAAAGCAGGACACAAAGUCAUCGCCACCUCUCGCAACCCGUCCAAAACCCCCGACAAAGUCCAACAAAUCACCAACCUCGGUGGCCAGUGGGCAGCUCUCAACGUCUCCUCUCCCACUCUCGAAGCCCAGUUCCACAACACCAUCCUCCCUCUCCUCCCCAACGGCCGUCUCGACACCCUCAUCAACAACGCCGGCAUCGCAGUCGGUUCCGUCGUCGAGGACAUCCAUAUGGACGCCGCCCGGGACAUCCUCGAGACCAACUUCUGGGGCACGAUGCGCCUCUCGCGCCUCGCCGUGCCUAUUAUGAGGGCCAAAGGCGGCGGUGGCAAUAUCGUCAACAUCUCCAGCUCAAACGCGCUCCUUCCCCUGCCGAUGCUGUCUAUCUACGCAGCCUCCAAGAGUGCGAUCGACAGCUUCUCGCUGUCGCUGGCAGGCGAGGUCGCGCAGUUCGGGAUUCGUGUGAUGGUGGUGAGCCCAGCGGGUAUGCGGACGUCAUUUGUCCAGAACGGCGAGGACCAGAGCCAGGCGGGGAAGGACCUGCGAGAGGAGUACAAGGGGACGAGCGUGGAAGCUGUCAUGCAUGCUAUUACGGAUCUCGGGAAUUUCAAGGUUGAUCCAGUGAGGGCGGCAGCGGUGAUUGUGGCUGCUAUCGAUGGGACAGGUGUGUUUGAGGGGGUGCCAAAGGACUUCUUCAGACUGCCCAUUGGGGCUCAGAGUAUAGAUGCGCUAGAGAUGAGAAUUGGGGAGCUGAAGGGGUGUCUUGAAGGACUGUCUGCUGUGGCUAACAGUGUUGAC
Messenger RNA from Cryphonectria parasitica EP155, 858 nucleotides. Its product is annotated as NAD(P)-binding protein. The transcript has a single exon. The record is from RefSeq and is a predicted model, not a curated record. Gene Ontology annotation, molecular function: oxidoreductase activity. The annotation marks the transcript as partial. NCBI's taxonomy places the organism in Eukaryota, Fungi, Ascomycota, Sordariomycetes, Diaporthales, Cryphonectriaceae.